UAGAGACGCAAUGUAAAGUUAAAGUGAAUCAACAAAGUGUACUUAAGCAUCUACAGCAGAGUUAUUAUUAUGCAGAACGUUAUUAUACCAUUGUUUAAUUUUUGCUCACUAACUGAUGUGCACAUAGCAUUUAAAUGUCAUAGCAGGUGGAGUUAAUUUGAACAAGUUAUUCUGCUAGUGUAAUCUAUCACAACGCAUGUUAUUUAUAGGACAGUCAUGUGUUUUGUAUGUGAAGUCUAUAUAUCUAUAACUAUAUAGGCCUGCUUUACAAAAGGAGAGAGCAGUAACUACAGAAAGUGAAGACUCUUUGCUAGACUGAGUUAUUUAAGGUGCAAAUUAAUGUCUCUAUUAACUAUUGUCACAGACUUAAAAUCUGAAUAUACAAUUAUCUACAAACAAAACCUGUUCUUGUGUUUCAACAGGGGUUUAUAGAUAAAACGCAGGGGAAACAAAAAGGCUGACAAUCCUGUCCUGUCUAAACCUGUUCUUCCCUUUUUCAAGACUUCAUAAAAUUGGCUGGAGUGCAGCCGAAGUGCAGGCAUUGCAGAAUGAAGGAAUGUCUGUCUGAAGAACUGUGAUGAGAUUAGGAAGUGUCUGACUACGUGUCCAGUAUCAGAGAGAGGGACCACUUGCCAUUUUCUCCACACAUCAAAGAUGACAGCAUCAUUGAACCUAACCAAUUCAACGCCACAGCAACAGCGUUUCUUGGUGUUGUUCGACUUUGAUGAGACCAUCAUCAAUGAGAACAGUGAUGACGCUGUGGUGCGUGCUCUACCAGCCAAACAGCUUCCUGACUGGCUGAAAAACAGCUACAGGGAGGGGCACUACAACGAACACAUGCAGAAGGUCUUGGCUUACAUGGCAGAGCAGGGCGUGUCUGGGGACUCCAUCCGUUCAGCGGUGGAGAAGAUCCCACCCACACCUGGCCUCCUGAACCUCCUCCAGUAUCUGCAGAGCCACCAGCAGGACUUUGAGCUGGCGGUUGUCUCCGACGCGAACAUGUACUUCAUUGAGACGUGGCUGGAGCGUGCUGGGGUACGCCACCUUUUCCGGAAAAUCUUUACAAACCCGGCCAGUUUUGAUGCAACUGGCCGGCUUGUGCUGCUCCCUUUCCACUCCCACUCGUGCUCCCAUUGUCCUGACAACAUGUGCAAGCAGGUGAUCCUUCGGGAGUAUCUGGCGGGCCGGCGAAAGGAGCGUGGAGGUGCUCCCUUCCAGAAGGUAUUCUAUAUCGGAGAUGGGGCCAAUGAUAUCUGUCCUUCUCUGGCCCUGGGGCCCCGGGACACAGCCUUCCCGAGGAGGGACUUCCCCAUGCAGAGGCUGCUGCUGGAGAUGCAAGAGUCCCAGGCGGCCAAGUUCAAGGCAAACAUAGUUCCUUGGGUCAGUGGCGAGGACAUAGUGGACUGCCUGAAGAAAAUAAUGGAGGAGAGAUGAGGUGUGUGUGUGUGUGUGUGUGUGUGUGUGUGGUGAGUGGCAGAGUGAGAGAAAGACGGGGGCAAAUAUAGCGAAGUUGCACCAACCCCAUUCCUGGUGAGCUGCACGAUAUGCAUGAUUUUACCCCAGCCACACUGUUUUUAGAUAGAUCGAUAGAGACUCGUCAACAUAUAUGGACACACAACACCAGCAAACAGAAGACAUUAAACAGUGCACAGAAAUACAAUAGACAUAUUACAAACGUAGAAAUACAGAAAUUCACACCGUGAGCCAUCAAUCAGUUUGUGGUUUUGUACUGCAGUACAGCCUCCUUAACAUCUACUUAUUUUAAGGCUACUGUUUAAAUUAAUUUAAAAUUCAAAACUCAUACGGGCAAAAAGGAUUUCUUAAACCAAUUCACUUUACACCACUGAGCUCUGUAUCGUCUGCCUGAUGGUAACAACUCAUUUUGAGAGUACAGAAUAUGGGUUGAAAGACUCUCUUUACCUGUUUAAGGUAAAGUAUGCACUGGUCAGGCAAAGAUAAUCCUUUAUCCUAAGAGAAUUUAAAGGAAUGGUUUGACAUUUUUGGAAAUACACUUAUUAGCUGUCUUGUGAAGAGUAAGAUAAGAAAAUCAAUGCCACUGUGAUGUCUCUCUAGUUAAUAUGUAGUUGGAGCCACAAGGUUAGCUUAGCUCAGCAUAAAGACUGGUAAUGGGGGCCACAGCAAGUCUGGCUCUGUCCAAAGAUAUCCACAAAAAAAACUACCUAUUAUUUCUCCUUUUUGUUUAACCCAUACAGACUGAGGUAGAAAUUACGGUUUUAUUGGGGGGUGCCGGACUUUUUCUUAGUUGGGAGCAGCCAACCGCUGGAGACUCCAGCCGCCUGUUGAACCAGCUGUGUGUAAGUUCAAAUGUAGUCUAGUUAUAGCAUAAAUUAUUACUAAGUUGUGAUUUAUGCAUUACUAUACUAUUAAUAUAACAAUACUGUUUCAACACUGCCUGGUUUUACAGUUUGAAUUAGUUUUUUGAGUUGAGAGCGAGUCGCAUUUAUGCAAAUUCAGAGACAGUCCACUCCUGCUCUCCAUAAAAAAUGAAUACGUUGACGGAUGUCAAGUCAAUGGAUCCAGUGCAUCUGCACCUUUUAGAUAUGACUUUACAUCCAAGCUAGUUAGGUUGUGCCCUAAGCAAUCAUAGUGCAACCAAUUUUAGUAGCUGAUUCAGUUACUAACUAGUAGUUACCAAGCCUCUAGCAUCGACUUUACAGACUAAUUUAAAGGAGAACUUAAAUACAUAGUUGGUGCAAUUCAGUGCAGAAGUCACUGCUAAGAAACAGUCUGGUACAUAACCCACCAUAAAAAGGAAAAUUAUCAUUUUUUACCUCAUUUUAGGUAGGUGAAAACCUUGGUUUUUGUAUUUUAAAGACAUAAGAUAUAAUAUGUUGAUUAGUGAGCUCUAGAGGUGCUGAAAGGCAGCUUUUUUAUAUUUGGACAGAGCCAGGCUAGCUGUUUCUGCUUAUCUUUAUUCAGUCUUAGUGCUAAGCUAAGAUAACUGGCAGCAUAUUUACAGUACAGACGUGAGAGUGGUAUCUAACGCUAGCAAAUAAGCGUAUUUCCCAAACUGUCGAACAAUCCUUUAAUGCCGACCUGAUAUAAAAGCCUAUUUCCAUUUUAACUGACAGUUUUUAAGUGUGUAUGCAGCAUUAGAAGUUGACUCCCAUUGGAAUGCAAAAUAAACAAGCUCACAGGUCAAGAUUAUAUUGAUCAAUAAUGGAGACAUGCAGUAUUGAUGAUGUUCUGGUUUUCGAGUAUGACCAUGCGCUUAACCAUAGUUAUGUCUAGUGAGUUCUGUAGUGAGCUAAAUCCAAUGCAGUUGGCUCAUUUAACGCAACAUCCUCUUCAAUGUGAAUGUAAUUUACUUUACAUGAAUUUCUCAAUGUAACGUACAUUUUCAAGCAACCUUGAACAUUUGUGUCACAUGUACUGUAAGAAAGAUUGUAGUGACCAGAACAGAAUCAGAAUCAGCUUUUAUUGCCAGGUAUGUGUACACAUACAAGGAAUUUGACUCUGGAUUGUACAUUGCUCAUGAUGUGCUUACUUAUACAAUAAUACAAUAAUAAAAUCAGAC
Messenger RNA from Micropterus salmoides (largemouth bass), 3538 nucleotides. RefSeq names its product probable phosphatase phospho1. The transcript is spliced from 3 exons. Bases 655 to 1434 code for a protein of 259 amino acids. The record is from RefSeq and is a predicted model, not a curated record. NCBI's taxonomy places the organism in Eukaryota, Metazoa, Chordata, Actinopteri, Centrarchiformes, Centrarchidae. Gene Ontology annotation, molecular function: phosphatase activity.